Molecule: messenger RNA, 1317 nt
Organism: Haliotis rubra (blacklip abalone)
Lineage: Eukaryota; Metazoa; Mollusca; Gastropoda; Lepetellida; Haliotidae
Product: lysosomal acid lipase/cholesteryl ester hydrolase-like
Molecular function (GO): hydrolase activity, acting on ester bonds
Source: RefSeq, a predicted model, not a curated record
AGUGUGGAGCUUAGUGACAGUCUGCCAUGUUGUCUGCUGCGACAUUCACACUCCUCCUGGGUGGGGCCGCUUCCCUGUACCCACCAAGUCCCUCCUCGACCCCCAGCUGACGGACGACCCUGAGAUCUACAUGAACGCUACGGAGCUGAUCACCAGCAAGGGCUUCCGUGUGUGAGAACCAUUACGUCACGACAGAGGACGGCUUCAUCCUCAACAUGCAGCGGAUCCCCCACGGCAGAGGGAACGACACCACGGGGACAGUCAGACCGGCGGUGAUGCUGCAGCAUGGCCUUCUGGGAAGUGCCACUAACUUCCUUGACAAUCUUGCCAACCAGAGCCUCGCUUACAUCCUGGCCGACGCAGGCGCAGACGUGUGGCUUGGCAACGUGCGAAACGUUUACUCGCGUGCUCACAAGACGCUGAAACCAUCGGACAACAAGUUCUGGGAAUGGAGUUACGACGAGAUGGCGAAGUACGACCUGCCCGCCAUGAUUGACUACAUCGUACGGACGACCGGGCAGCCCCAGAUCCACUAUGUCGUCGGUCACUCUCAGGGGACACUCAUCGGCUUCGCGGGCUUCAGUCAGAACAAGACCCUGGGUCAGCUGGUCAAGACCUUCAUCGCUCUGGCCCCAGUAGCGACAGUGGGACACAUCAAGAGCCCCAUCAGACUCUUGGCACCGAUCUCCAAGGAAAUUGGGGCUGUUUUCGAGCUGUUUGGACAUGGCGAGUUUCUACCCAGCACUGAAAUUACCACAUGGUUGGCGAAGGGUGUCUGUACCGAUAUUCCCCUGAUCUGUGAGAAUGUCUUGUUUGUGCUUGGCGGGUACGACUUCAAGGCGCUCAACACGGUAAUAGCUAUGCGUUAUACGACGGGUAGCCAGCCAGCCACUGACCCCAUGUACCCUGUGUCUACAGUCCGGGUCCCUGUGUACAUAGCCCACAACCCUGCUGGCACCUCGGUACAGAACAUGGUGCACUUCGCCCAGGGUGUCAAUACAGACAAGUUCAUGAUGUUUGACUUUGGAUCGGCAGCUGCCAACAUGGAACACUAUGGACAGUCGACCCCGCCUCUCUACCACCCAGAACAGAUGGAAGUUCCGGUCGUGCUGUUCAGUGGCGAUAAGGACUUCCUGGCUGACCCGAAUGACGUCACAUGGCUCCGAUCCAAGCUGACGAGAACCGUAGCAGAUCACGUGAUACCUCACUGGGAACACCUGGACUUUAUAUGGGCAGUGGACGCACCAACCCUUUGUUAUGAAGGCAUUAAGCGCCUCGUGUUCAAUUAAAAGCAGAAUGAGUUUCAAUCUACUGAAA